Messenger RNA from Arachis duranensis, 1377 nucleotides. RefSeq lists its product as uncharacterized. NCBI's taxonomy places the organism in Eukaryota, Viridiplantae, Streptophyta, Magnoliopsida, Fabales, Fabaceae. The transcript is spliced from 7 exons. The record is from RefSeq and is a predicted model, not a curated record. The coding region runs from base 506 to 1069 and encodes 187 amino acids.
CUCUUUAUAAAUCCUAAUCAAUUAUUCAUCCCAAAAAAAUUAAAUAAAUUUAAAAAGUACUAAACAAAAUCACUUUGUUCUUUGUUUGCUGGAUUCUCACGCAAACCUCAUCUCUAAUUGUUCAUACCCAAAAAAAAUCAUCUGAAAAAUUGAGAAAAAAAUAAAGGAACAAAACUUCAUGUCUUCAUCUUCCUGGAUUUUUCACCAGCACACUCCCAACGAAUGUCUCUCUCAUUCCCAAUUCUGAUAUUCAAACCCUCUCUUCUCUCUCACUGCCACUAGAGUCUCUCUCGGUCUCACUAGAGUCUCUACUUGUUCACACAGUCACACUCACCGGCGUCUCGUUGAUCCUCUCCUAUCAUCGCCGGCGUUUCAACGUCUCGCGGCCUUCCCUGGGCUCCUCCUCGCCGGCGACAGAAGCACUUGUCGGAUUGUGGACCGUCGCGAGUCGCCGUGGAUCGUGGACCGUCGUAGGGUCGUCACUUGCUUCGUCGCUCGUCCCCUUAUGGGGUCGGGUCCUCUUCGUCACCCAGUCGCCCUUGGUAAGUCCAUGCAUCAUCACUUCCCUGUUCUCCCUUUCCCAGAUUCCCUUCUCCCAAAAAAUGGUAAGGUUGAGGUGCCUCAAAGGGUUCAACCUGAUAUCUUUAGAAACGAGACAGCACAAAUGCCAGAGUCAAGGAAUCCAUUACUGGAUGAAGAUUUAGUUAGGAACAAUGUCGGGCAUGAUGGAGAAAAAUCGACUCAUUCUAAGAGAAAUGGAAUCAUGUUGGACACGGGUUCAGAUCUUUCUACCACAUUGGCUGAGGAUGAUGAUUCCAACCUCAUCCCUUCAAGGUUGCGUGACAAUAUUGUAGGGACUGGUGGGUCAUGUUCCAAACGGAGAAGGUUGGAUUGUGAUCCUGUGGUCUCAUCUAACCCUUCUACAACUGAGCUUCAGGAUGGAGUUGAUACUGAUGCAAGUGUGUUGCAAAAGGAAUAUCCUGUAAAUUCACCAAAAGAAGUCACAAAGCACACAUGUCUAAUUUGCAAGAGUGGUGGACAGCUACUAGGAGAAAACUGCAGGUUCUGAAGAGGAUGAAGAAAAAGGAGUACCUGCUUUUUGGCUCAAUGCAAUCAAAAACAAUGAAGUGUUAGCUGAAGAGGGGGUUCCGUCUGUGAUGGUUUAGAACUCUGUUGUUGGUGAUGCUGCUGAUCAUGAAGCAAUUGACGAGGAACUUCAUCUUGAAAAUCUUAAGGUGAGCUUGUUCGCGGCAUCGUUGAAGCCGGGAAGAAGGCAGGCCAUGCUAUAUGUGGUGGGCAUAUAAGUGGGAUGUUCGGGUUUUUCUUCACAGAAGGACCUGUUUACAAUUUUGCAGAUGCCAAGAAGAGUGAUACGGC